AUGAGCUUUCGACCCAAUAGUCGGGUGUUGGCGUACCACGGGCCGUUGGUCUACGAAGCCAAGGUUCUCCGUGUGCACGAGAAGAACAAAAGUUAUGUGGAAGAUGAGGAAGGAAAACACAUACCUGCUGAGCAGUCGUCGGUUCCACAAAGUCUAAUUGAUGUAGACACCUAUUAUGUCCACUAUAAAGGUUGGAAUAACAAAUGGGACGAGUGGGUUCCCAAUCUGCGAAUCUUGGAGUUCAACGAGCAGAAUCUCAAAAUCCAGCAAAAGCUUCGAGAUGCCCAAAAAUCUGUACAUUCCAAAUCCAAGAAGGGAAACCAAACCAAUUCAAAUUCACCUGCUCCAGAAAACGCUAAGAAGCGCAGUGGAGGAGAGAUUACAGCGCCGAAGAGAGGACGGCCCAAAAGAAGACAAGAAAGUACCAAAUAUAACGAGGUUUAUAUACCAAUGCGACCGGAGUUGAAGCAUAUAUUGGUAGACGACUGGGAAUACAUAACCAAGGAUCACAAGUUAUUGACAGUUCCAGCACGAGUUCCGGUGUCUCAAAUCCUCAAGCAGUUCUCAGCAGCCAAUAGUGGAGGGUCUGAUGAAGAUGACCAUAUGAUCCAUGAGUACGUUAAUGGGUUGGAAAUAUAUUUCAAUCGGUGUCUCAGCUUGAUGUUACUUUAUAAGGUGGAACGUCUUCAAUAUUUGGAGCUCCGUAAGGAACAUGACAAUUUUGCAGCUGCUGACUUGUAUGGAGUUGAGCAUCUUUUACGACUUUUUGCCCUGUUACCUGGAUUACUCGCACAAACCACCAUGGAUGGUCCCAGUUUGAGCACUCUAAUUUCUCAAAGCGUUGACUUUCUCGACUACAUCACCGAAAACAUGGAUUCAUUUGCCAACCAGUACUACUAUGCUAGUCCAGCAUACGAUGCGGUUGCGCGAGCUUAA
Messenger RNA from Meyerozyma guilliermondii ATCC 6260, 936 nucleotides. RefSeq names its product Eaf3p (gene EAF3). Bases 1 to 936 code for a protein of 311 amino acids. The record is from RefSeq and is a predicted model, not a curated record. Gene Ontology annotation, biological process: chromatin organization; regulation of DNA-templated transcription. Gene Ontology annotation, cellular component: NuA4 histone acetyltransferase complex; Rpd3S complex; nucleus. The transcript has a single exon. NCBI's taxonomy places the organism in Eukaryota, Fungi, Ascomycota, Pichiomycetes, Serinales, Debaryomycetaceae.